AUGGCAACAAUCACGCUCGAUCCCAAUUACGGCUAUGUCCUCCUCGCCGCAGCUUCGACAUUCGUCAUGAACGCCAUCCACACAGUCAAUACUGGCAACUACAGGAAGGCAGCGAAGGUACCGUACCCCGCAGCCUAUGCUCCUGACACCCGAACAGAUGACGCAGCUGUCAAAUUCAAUUGCGCCCAGCGAGCACACGCGCAUUUCAUUGAGAACCAAGUCACAGCAUUAGGAAGCUUGAUCCUGGCUGGCCUUCGAUUUCCUCUUACUGCAGCAGUCUUUGGCCUGGGAUGGAGUGUGUCGAGAUAUUUCUACAUGACAGGUUAUUGCAAAGGAGGAACUGGAAAGGGCAGAUACAAUGGCAUUACGUUCUGGUUGUUCCAACUUGGACUUUUAGGUCUCACGGGCUACAACGGACUUGCCAUGAUUCUGGGUUGGUAG
Messenger RNA from Cadophora gregata, 441 nucleotides. RefSeq lists its product as uncharacterized. The transcript has 2 exons. Gene Ontology annotation, molecular function: glutathione peroxidase activity; glutathione transferase activity. The coding region runs from base 1 to 441 and encodes 146 amino acids. Lineage: Eukaryota; Fungi; Ascomycota; Leotiomycetes; Helotiales; Ploettnerulaceae. The record is from RefSeq and is a predicted model, not a curated record. Gene Ontology annotation, cellular component: membrane; endoplasmic reticulum; nuclear envelope.